ACUCGCACAACUUUGAAUUUCAAAUCCUGCUAGCGUCGUACAUAUGUCUGAAGAAACCAGGUUUUCAGAGCAAAUCACCGCCUGCCAGACAGCCAUUGACAGUAUAGUUCUGCUGAUAUUUGACUCUGAAACAGCAAACGAUGCUCUUUUUCGCCCAUAUGAUUUCAAAGUGUUUCAAAAUCUGCUUUCAACCAUCCAGCUGAGUUUUACUAUAGAUGUUGAACAAUAUCGUUUAUCUGUACCACAAGACACAAAUGACGAUGAAAAAGAGAGUAUCCAGAAACAAGUAGACGUCUUCAAUGACGGCUUAGACUCCCGGGCGUUGGACUUUGUGUUGCUGAAUGCAUUCAUCAAAACGGUAGAAUCGUAUACUGAUGCGAUCAUAUCCUCACACAAACGAGAAGACCCAAAAGUCACUCUUGGUGGUGUUCAAGUGCCUGAAUCUAAUGUUAUAUAUUACUCCAAAAUCAGCAUUUUGUUGGACCUUUUGGUGUUUCUUGGUACCGAAAAUUCCAGCUAUAAGAAGAUAUUCCACCGUUUGACGGCGUAUGUGCUGGAGACGUUAUUCAUAAUCUCCACCAAAGAAUUGGAGGUAUUCUGGUACUACAUGGAGUCUCGCCUCAAUCUCAUCAAUGGCACCAUCUUCAACAGAGCCGUGACUAGUGAUAGAAUCGCCAUAUUAGAGGUGUGCAAUCCACUUACCGAUAAAUUUCAUUCUACUGAUUCGUACAAAAAGGACAGUUUCAAUGAAGGACUCCAGUCCCGAAUACGGGUGUUUGUCAAUAAGCUUCUCGGAGCCGAAGAUAACACUGGUUUGAACAAGUACUUUUCGGUGUCGGGAAGAGGAGUACCAGAAAUGGCCCUUGUGAAGAGAAGAGACAACCAACUCUACGACAUCAUCGACUGCUUCAAGGCCAUACGAGACCCUCAUUCGUACUUAAGACCUGCCAGAAUCAAGAGCUUCAGGGACAUGUCCAACACCUUUUCCCGCGUGUACGAGCGGUUGAUGAAGUUGGAAAUCGACUAUUUGAAACAACACCCCCGUGAAGUGUACGUUGUGAAACCUCCUCGUCUGGAGUCUGAAAUGGAGUACUUGAAACUGAAAUAUUCCAAUAAAGAGUAUUUUCCCGAGUUGUAUUGGUUAAGUGUGUUCAAUAAGAACCCCCAAACGUUGGAGAAAGACAUCAAAGACGAUCAAGACUUCACCCACGAUCUCCUCAACAACAACAAACUCAGAGAAGUGGUGUUGGUGCAAAUAUUCUUCAUCAGUAUGUUCUUUGCAGAAGCCAGCUCGUAUGCAAAGAAACAGCUUCUCAAAAACCUACCUCCCAAAACCAAACAUCUCGUGGACGACACUGCCCAUGAGCCAACCAGUAAGACCUUCUAUGCCUUGAGGUCCAACAUCGUCAAAGAGCUUCGGUACGCCGACUCGUCCUUUUCAUUUUUGCUCCAGAAUAUCGUUGCUGUGGAAAGACACUGGUGGCUGUGGUUACUCUACAACAAAGAUCCAAAAACUGGGGCUCCGUUGUUGUCCAACCGGAAACUCUCUGACGAGGAGUUGGCUGCCAGUGAGGCAAAGUUUGGUGGCCUCUUCCCGGUGAAAACAAAACGGUAUUUCAAUAUCUACGUAACUCCCCAGUUAUCUCGAAGAAUGAAGGCAGUGCGUGGGUUGGAUAAUGUCAAUAUCAAGGAAUGGGGUCUUAGUGAUGACAACUCGAUGCAGGUGGAACAAACUGACCCAGACUUAAAAAAUGUCCGACUUUGGAAACAGUAUCGACAAAAACGGCAACAUAACUGGAUUGACUUUGGUACAGCUUUGACUCCAGAAGUGGUUGCCAGUGUUUACGAUGAACCUGCGGUCAAGAAGAGUAAGGCUGAGGAUGAAGCAGGCACAGAAGUGUCUACGGAGGUAUAGAAGAAGCACAGAUUCAAGCCAAAGGAAUAUAAGUAACGACUUUGUCCUUCACGACGUUGGAUCUCAAAAGCUACAUUUUUUUGCCGCAAAAAAAUCCAUCCACAUACACACAUAUGAGCACCUCGCAAUACCAAACCCUUAAAGAUUUCGUCGUCACCUCCCAUUCUUUGGAAGAAUAUGGGAUCCUUUAUCUCAUCCUUCAUCACUUGAAGCAUUUCCAGGGCUUGUCGUUCCUCCUCGACUGUCUCAAAGCUGAACUUAGAAAACCAAUAACCAAGGAAAACUUACAAGAUGUAUACUCCAUGAGUGCAAGCUUUGUUAGCCAUGCAAGAGGUUUGAAGAGGGCCUUCCUGCGGUUUGAGGACCAUGCCCUGACCAUGUUCUCCUACUUUUAUGGAGAACAGAUCACUGAAAUCCUCGUUGACUUGAACCAUCGUCUACUUCGGACUGCAAACACGUUUAGUUUUCUUGAAGCCGUCGAAUCCAUCGAAAAAGACCUUAACAGGGUGGUUGCUGACAUGAUCCUAGAGUCUCAGGAAGAUGGUGGCUAUGCCAGCCAGGAGGAAGACUCCAUAGUGGUGAAUCACCAGAUAGAUCCUGCAAAGCAAGAUAUUAAUCCUUAUGAUUUAGUCUUAUAGAGUGCUAGUGAGAGGCGUAUGACUCAACGUGCUAUGCUGCAUAUCACCUAAGGUCUUUUGCCAUUGAUCUGUUUAUAAUGUUAUAAAUAGACAAGCAUUUUUUACCUAAGUUGUAGUUUCUGUGAUUCUUGCGAAUUUGAGACUUGGUAAUUUGCAGCCGUAGAAUCUAUCUAAAGAUAUACGUGUGCUUUUGGCUGUUUGGGAGCCUUCAAGCCAUAAUUCACAAGGAUGCCUCUUUAAUAGUGACCUUAGACCACCAUCAACCCUUAUACUU
Yamadazyma tenuis ATCC 10573 is the source of this 2827-nucleotide messenger RNA. RefSeq lists its product as uncharacterized. Lineage: Eukaryota; Fungi; Ascomycota; Pichiomycetes; Serinales; Debaryomycetaceae. The record is from RefSeq and is a predicted model, not a curated record.